GGGCGCCGUGUGCAGCCGCGCGCGGGGAGGCAGCGAGAGUGUGCAGGGCGGCCCGAACCGAGGACUCUGUGUGUGCAUGCGCGCAUGUGUGCGUGUGUUUGCGCGUGUUUUCCCUUCUUCCCUCGAGGAUGUGAAUGGCUUCGCUGCUGGCUGCUCCCUUAGGAUUCUUGACUUUGUGGAGCUCUGGGCUGUGAGCACAACCCACACAUAUUAUCCCGUUUGCACGGUUCGGUUAUAUCUGGAGAUAAAGACACCACUGGACGGGGGUAGGGCAGACCAGCCAAACCUGGAAACACACUCACAGGAGAGAGGAAGGAUGAAAGAUCUGAAAAGAUUUUCAUAAGCUUUCUGCUGGGCCUUACAUUUUCCGGAAAGAUGCUGCAUUUUCUUUUACCUUUUCAAGUCAUCUCGACAUCUGUUUUUUUGUAAGCCACUCUCCAGCUAGUUGUGUGUGUGUGUGUGUGUGUGUGUGUGUGUGCGCGCGCGCGCGCGUGUGUGAGUGUGUGCGCGCGCCUAUCUGAUGCAUUUGACUGUCUUUCCUCCAACUGCCCAGAAGCAAAUGUGUUAACUCGGUAGUGCCCCUGGAUGCCUGGGUUCUUGCACAGCUUGGAAGACGCCCAGACCCAUUUUCCUGGCUGGAUUCGGAGAGGCUUCUUGACUGUGGACCGCAUGUGGAUCACUUUACCUAGAGGGUUGGAAAGCUCCAGUGUUAACCUGCUUCCAGGUACAUCACAAGGUCACCAGAGGGUCUCGCAGCCGUCUUGUUCCCGUGCAUCUCGACCUUCCUCUUUUGACCAGAAGGAUAUUAACGUUUCUGGUCACAUCAUUUGAAGCCAAAAGUUCAGCUCUUGGAGCUGGUUUGCUCUCCAAACAAGGUAACGAGGAUUGCUUUUCAAACUGCCUAACAAAAUCCCCGACUCUUCCUCAGCCUUUUCCUGGCUCUUUCCUACUCACUAAAAUGUCAUCAGCUCUUGAAUUACGUGGAUUUGGGUUGGAGAACUUGAAGCAAACGUGAUAAGUGGCUAUGCCAGACCGCCCUCUUUGCUGCCUGUGGUCCGGUGGGCAUAGAAGCCAAUCGUGAGACGCCCCAGUCCCCUUUGCUUCUCCCUCCCCGCACUGUGCUAGGUGUGUGUGCGUGUGCAAGUGUGAAUGCGAGAGCGCGCGCGCGCCUGAGUGUGUGAGUGUGUGUUUGAGUGUGUGUCUGUGUGUGCGUGCGCGGCCGUCCUGCCUCUGCCCGCUCCCUGGGCACAGAAACGUGGGUUUCAUGGGGCGAUCGCCGCGGAUCCCCCACCCAGUGCGACCUGCGGGCAGCGGCAGCAGUGGCAGGAGCCGCCUCUCCGACUCCCUAGGAUGCGGGUGCUGAGCUAUGGCAAAGGGCAGCGAAGUGACGAGAGAGACCCGCGUAGGACUGUGAAAGCCACCUGGAGCCACCUUGCCGGGAUUGUACCUGCGGGCAGAAAGUCCUCCUACGAUCGUCUUUUUCCUCUAGAGGCACCAGAAUUGAUGUGAAGAGAGCACACAGAAUGAUGUGCUGCACCUGGCAGCUGAAUCCCUGUAACCAUUCAGCCAGGUGUUGGGAAGAUAUGUAGUAGCUGAGCGUCUUUACUUCUGACACCAUCCUACGAAUCAACUUUGGAGAUGCUUUCACCCUGUCGGUCUUCUGUAGCAGCCAGGCAGAGUGCUGACUCCUUCACAGCAGUGAGGAACUCUUCAGGCUCCGGAAGGCUCCCACUUGAGGGUCUUUCCUCAUCUGGUAUUCAUCUCACCCCUUCUGAAUGGACAGGCCACAGGUCACUUGACUACAGGUUCCUCCUUGUGUCCCACAAAGCCUGCUGUCCUAGGUGAACUUGAGGGAAUAUUUCACAGUUGUCUCCUGAAAAUGAAUACAAGCCUGCAACAGUCACUUCAAUGUCCUCGUUCGUUGCUGGAGUUCCAGACAGACAUCAUAUCCAAAUUAUAGUUCAGAAGAAGGCAGAUGGACAAAAGGGCAAGCUCUAAAAUCUGAUCUACAAUGGAAAAAUUUCUUUUUUAUCUGUUUUUCAUUGGCAUAGCAGUGAAAGCUCAGAUCUGUCCAAAGCGUUGUGUCUGUCAGAUUUUGUCUCCUAAUCUUGCAACCCUUUGUGCCAAGAAAGGGCUUUUAUUUGUUCCACCAAACAUUGACAGAAGAACUGUGGAAUUGCGGUUGGCAGACAAUUUUGUUACAAAUAUUAAAAGGAAAGAUUUUGCCAAUAUGACCAGCUUGGUGGACCUGACUCUAUCCAGGAAUACAAUAAGUUUUAUUACACCUCAUGCUUUUGCUGACUUACGAAAUUUGAGGGCAUUGCAUUUGAAUAGCAACAGAUUGACUAAAAUUACAAAUGAUAUGUUCAGUGGGCUUUCCAAUCUCCAUCAUUUGAUAUUGAACAACAAUCAACUGACUUUAAUUUCUUCUACAGCAUUUGAUGAUGUAUUUGCCCUUGAGGAACUGGAUCUGUCCUAUAAUAAUUUAGAAACUAUUCCUUGGGAUGCUGUUGAGAAGAUGGUCAGUUUACACACCCUCAGUUUGGAUCACAAUAUGAUUGAUAACAUUCCUAAAGGGACUUUCUCCCACUUGCACAAGAUGACUCGACUAGAUGUAACAUCAAAUAAACUGCAGAAGCUACCGCCUGAUCCUCUCUUUCAGCGAGCUCAGGUACUAGCAACCUCAGGAAUCAUAAGCCCGUCUACUUUUGCAUUAAGUUUUGGUGGAAACCCUUUGCAUUGCAAUUGUGAAUUGUUGUGGUUGAGGCGUCUGUCUAGAGAAGAUGACUUAGAGACCUGUGCUUCUCCGGCACUUUUGACUGGCCGCUACUUUUGGUCAAUUCCUGAGGAGGAGUUUUUGUGUGAACCUCCUCUCAUCACUCGUCAUACACAUGAGAUGAGAGUUCUGGAGGGUCAAAGGGCAACAUUGAGGUGCAAAGCCAGGGGAGACCCAGAACCUGCAAUUCACUGGAUUUCUCCUGAAGGGAAGCUUAUUUCAAAUGCAACAAGAUCGCUGGUGUAUGAUAAUGGAACACUUGACAUUCUUAUAACAACUGUAAAGGAUACAGGUGCUUUUACCUGCAUUGCUUCCAAUCCUGCUGGGGAAGCAACACAAACAGUGGAUCUUCACAUAAUUAAGCUCCCCCACAUAGUAAACAGUACAAACCAUAUCCAUGAGCCUGAUCCUGGUUCUUCAGAUAUCUCAACUUCGACUAAGUCAGGUUCUAAUGCAAGCAGUAGUAAUGGUGAUACUAAAACGAGUCAAGAUAAAAUUGUGGUGGCAGAAGCAACAUCCUCUACAGCACUACUUAAAUUUAAUUUUCAAAGAAAUAUCCCUGGAAUACGUAUGUUUCAAAUCCAGUACAAUGGUACUUAUGAUGACACCCUUGUUUACAGAAUGAUACCUCCUACAAGCAAAACUUUUCUUGUCAAUAACCUGGCUGCUGGAACUAUGUAUGACUUGUGUGUCUUGGCAAUAUAUGACGAUGGCAUCACUUCCCUCACUGCCACAAGAGUCGUGGGUUGCAUCCAGUUUACUACGGAACAGGAUUAUGUACGAUGCCAUUUCAUGCAGUCCCAAUUUUUGGGAGGCACCAUGAUUAUCAUUAUUGGUGGAAUAAUUGUAGCAUCUGUGUUGGUUUUCAUCAUCAUUCUAAUGAUCCGGUAUAAGGUUUGUAACAAUAAUGGGCAGCACAAGGUCACCAAGGUCAGCAACGUCUACUCUCAAACUAAUGGGGCUCAAAUACAAGGCUGCAGUGUCACGCUGCCCCAGUCCAUGUCCAAACAAGCAGUGGGACAUGAAGAGAACGCCCAGUGCUGUAAAGUUGCCAAUGACAAUGUGAUACAAUCUUCAGAAACUUGUUCAAGUCAGGACUCCUCCACCACUACCUCUGCUUUGCCUCCUACCUGGACUUCAAGCACUUCUGUGUCCCAGAAGCAGAAAAGAAAGACUGGCCCAAAGCCAAGUACGGAACCACAGAGUGAAGCUGUCACAAAUGUUGAGUCCCAAAACACUAACAGGAACAACUCAACUGCAUUGCAGUUAGCUAGUCGACCUCCUCCCGAUUCUGUCACAGAGGGGCCCACAUCUAAAAGAGCACAUUCUAAGUCAAAUGCUUUGCUGACUAAUGUUGACCAGAUUGUCCAGGAAGCACAGAGGCUGGAGUUAAUCUGAAGAGCACCACUUCUCUUUCUCCUGAAAAAAAGUCACCACUGAUAUUUUUAAUGGAUAAAAUUUAAACAUGUUUCAAUUCACAAAGAUUAGUUGUUGAACUGGUGUCUUGGAAGAAAUUGUCCAGAGGAGCCGAAGCAGAAGUCUCUGAUGCUGGCAGAAAUGGCUCCAUCAGACCAUGGUUCAUCCCCUUUUAAAACCAUUUUUUUUUCUUCUGACCUACAAGUAUUUUUUUUAAAGAAGGAAAGAAAAAAGCCUACAUUGGCAUCGAGUUCUGUAUCAAUCCAUGUUACAUUACCAUCCAUGAUUUAAGACUGUAGAAUCUUGAAUAAUCUAUAUCACUUUAACAAUAAAUGUUUUACUAUGACA
Talpa occidentalis (Iberian mole) is the source of this 4540-nucleotide messenger RNA. It is a transcript of the gene LRFN5, whose product is annotated as leucine rich repeat and fibronectin type III domain containing 5. Lineage: Eukaryota; Metazoa; Chordata; Mammalia; Eulipotyphla; Talpidae. The transcript has 10 exons. Gene Ontology annotation, molecular function: protein binding. The coding region runs from base 2012 to 4174 and encodes 720 amino acids. The record is from RefSeq and is a predicted model, not a curated record.